Hyla sarda is the source of this 3625-nucleotide messenger RNA. RefSeq names its product calpain 1 (gene CAPN1). The transcript is spliced from 22 exons. Gene Ontology annotation, biological process: proteolysis. Gene Ontology annotation, cellular component: cytoplasm. The record is from RefSeq and is a predicted model, not a curated record. Lineage: Eukaryota; Metazoa; Chordata; Amphibia; Anura; Hylidae. Gene Ontology annotation, molecular function: calcium-dependent cysteine-type endopeptidase activity; calcium ion binding. Bases 370 to 2511 code for a protein of 713 amino acids.
UACUUGGCAAUAUGGUGAAUGACAGAAACAGUAGUAACCGGUAUUACAUGAUGGCCGCAGAUUACUACAGAGAAGAGGGCGAGACACAAUAGAUAGAGACCUCACACACCACACACUGACAGUAGGCUGGGUCUAACAGGAGAGACAGCUGCUGGGAGAGCAAGGCUCAGGGAGUGUCUGCAGAGAGACAGGCCCAGGGAGUGACAGAGAGACUGGCAGAACAGGGAGGAGACUGCAGCAAGAGCAACACAGACAAAAAAAUUACCAGGAAGGGUGAAAUCUGCAGUCUAUUCUACACCGAGAGACCCUCAGGAGCAGCCACCAGGGUCAACAGCACAGACGUAGACGCCGAUCUGCUGGAGAGCCAAGAUGUCUGAGGAAGUUAUUGUUCCAGUGUAUGCUACAGGGAUCUCUGCCCAGCUGCAGAAGCAACGGGACCAAGAACUGGGCAUAGGAAAACAUGAAAACGCUGUGAAGUUUUUAGGGCAAGAUUAUGACCGGAUUCUGCAUGAGUGUUUACAAAGUGGGACUCUCUUUAAAGAUGACACCUUUCCUCCUUCUGCUUACUCACUGGGCUUUAAGGAGCUUGGUCCAAACUCAUCUAAGACCUAUGGAGUUAAAUGGGUCCGGCCAACGCAACUUGAUUCAAACCCCCAGUUUAUCGUGGAUGGUGCAACAAGAACAGACAUCUGCCAGGGAGCUCUUGGUGACUGCUGGCUCCUUGCUGCAAUUGCCUCCCUGACGUUAAAUGAUACUCUGCUCCACCGUGUGGUUCCUCAUGGUCAGAGCUUUCAGCAGAAUUAUGCAGGUGUCUUCCACUUCCAGCUAUGGCAGUUCGGUGAGUGGGUAGAUGUUGUGGUUGAUGACUAUCUCCCAGUCAAGGACGGAAAACUUGUCUUCGUUCACUCAGCUUCAGGGAAUGAAUUUUGGAGUGCACUUCUGGAGAAGGCCUAUGCUAAAGCGAAUGGGAGUUAUGAAGCUCUUUCAGGUGGAAGCACUUCUGAAGGCUUUGAAGACUUUACAGGAGGAGUUACUGAGUGGUAUGAGCUGAAAAAGCCUCCUGUAGACCUUUUUGGCAUUAUCAUAAAGGCUUUGGAGAGGGGGUCCCUCAUGGGUUGCUCAAUUGAUAUAACUAGUGCAAACGAUAUGGAAGCCGUAACCUUCAAGAAACUGGUGAAAGGACAUGCAUAUUCUCUUACAGGAGCCAAAGAGGUCAACUAUAGAGGUCAGAACACAAAGCUAAUUCGGAUGAGGAACCCAUGGGGAGAGGUAGAGUGGACAGGAGCUUGGAGCGAUAACUCGAAUGAGUGGAAUAAUGUGGAUCCUUCAGAGAGAGGUGAACUGAGAAAUCAAAUGGAGGAUGGUGAAUUUUGGAUGUCUUUCCAAGAUUUCCUUCGAGAGUUUUCUCGCCUUGAGAUUUGUAACCUCACUCCCGAUUCUUUAAAAGCUCGCAAAUUCCGCAAGUGGAACACAACUCUUUAUAGUGGAAACUGGAGGAAAGGGAGCACAGCUGGCGGAUGCAGAAACUACCCUGCAACCUUCUGGAUCAAUCCUCAGUUCAAAAUUAAGCUGGAAUGUGAAGAUGAUGACGAUGACUAUGGUACGGAAAAAGGCUGCACCUUUCUUCUUGCCCUCAUGCAGAAGAACCGGAGGAAGGAAAGGCGAUUUGGAAAGGACAUGGAGACCAUUGGCUUUGCUGUUUAUGAGGUUCCCAGAGAGUUUGUGGGGCAGCAAGCUGUGCACCUCAAGCGUGACUUUUUCCUAUCAAAUGCAUCACGUGCACGAUCCGAGCAGUUCAUCAACCUGCGAGAAGUCAGCACAAGAAACAAGCUCCCCCCAGGAGAAUACAUAGUGGUGCCUUCCACCUUUGAGCCCAAUGUUGAGGGAGAUUUUGUCUUGAGAGUCUUUUCAGAAAAUCGUCAUGGGACUGUGGAAAUGGAUGAUCCAAUCACCGCUAACUUACCUUCUGAGGAAGUCUUAUCUGAAGAUCAACUUGAUGAAGGAUUCAAGGAGCUAUUCAAAAAGCUCGCUGGAGCGGAUAUGGAAAUAAGUGUAGUCGAGCUACAGUCCAUACUAAACAGAAUCAUGGGCAAACAUAAAGACCUUCGCUCUAAAGGGUUUAGCUUGGAGUCUUGCCGCAGUAUGGUGAACCUGAUGGAUAAAGAUGGAAAUGGAAAAUUAGGAAUGGUGGAGUUCAAUGUUCUGUGGAAUAAGAUCAAGAAUUAUUUGACCGUGUUCAGACAGUUUGACAUAGAUAAGUCUGGAAGCAUGAACGCCUAUGAGAUGCGCCUGGCAAUAGAGAAUUCAGGUUUCAAACUGAGCAACCCCCUCCACCAGCUCAUCAUCACCCGAUACGCCGAGCCGGAUCUGGCAGUGGAUUUUGAUAGCUUUGUGUGUUGUUUGAUCCGGCUGGAGACCAUGUUUAGGUUCUUCCUGGGGAUGGACACAGAUAAAGAUGGUGUUGUCAACUUCAAUCUCUUUACGUGGCUCCAGAUGACUAUGUUCGCAUAAUGAAAUCCUUGUCCUGCAUGGGCCGGAUCCCUGAACGCUCCUGUCCUAUAAUCAAGUGCAAGUGCCUUCUCACUAGCUGCCCCUGUGCCAAAGCAAUAGAAUGAAGACGUGCCUCUCCGCCAUCUCUUUCCUGCAUAUGCUCCUGCGUGUCCUCUCACUGUCUCAGCAGAAUCCGUUAUAUGUAGAUCUCCAACAUGUUUGCAUCUUUUUCCUUCCCUUUCACCAGAGAGAGAGAGAUCUUAGAGCAGUGGUCUCCAACCCUGAUAGCUGGUUCAUCUGCACUAAACCUAAUACACAGGGUUAUACUUUGGGUAAACUAGAUUAAAAUGAGAUAUACCUUACUCCGAUUGGUGUAAGCUAUAACUUGAUCUGCAUUCAGGAGAUACGAGGAAGUAUUCGGCUCCGUUGCUAAUAUGCUAAUGCUGUCCUUUGGGCAAUGGAGGAGGUGUACAUAGCUUCCGUGCCUCACCCUCUCUGCUGCUAUAUGCCCACCCAUAGUGCCCUCACAUUGGUGAAGGGUCAUCCAUGAAUAUUUAUGAGGUGGUCGGACAUAUGGGAGCAAGGGAAAGCAUGAGCAUAUUAGCAAUAGAGCCUAAUGCUGUCCUUGGAGGAGGAGAACAUAGCUUCCGUGCCUCACCCUCUCUGCUGCUAUAGGCCCACCCAUAGGACCCUCACAUCAGUGAAGGGUCAUCCAUGAAUAUUUAUGAGGUGGUCGGACAUAUGGGAGCAAGGGAAAGCAUGUGCAUAUUAGCAAAAGAGCCUGAUACUGCUUGUAUCUCCUGAAUGGCGGCACCGAUCGGAGUUAGACAGCAUUAGCAUAUUAGCAACAGAGCCGAAUACUUACGCGUAUCUCCUGAAUGCAGAUCAAGUUAUAUCUCGGAGUAAGCUAUAUCUCAUUUUAAUCCGGUUCACCCACACUAAAAACCGAUGUAUUGAGUUUGGUGCAGGGGAAUCAGUUGCCAGUUUUUCUUUAAGCUGCACCUUCCGGCAUGCCCUAUAUCUUACCGGCUCUUGGUAGAGUCUUGCCAGCGGUCAGAUGUCUUAUGUUACACUACUUGCCAUUUCUUGUUUUGUACCGGUUUUGAAAGUCAAAAUAAAGACAAUCAUUCUGUAA